This is a messenger RNA of Cornus florida, 1313 nucleotides long. Its product is annotated as tRNA (guanine(9)-N1)-methyltransferase. Gene Ontology annotation, molecular function: tRNA binding. The transcript has 3 exons. Gene Ontology annotation, biological process: tRNA N1-guanine methylation. The record is from RefSeq and is a predicted model, not a curated record. NCBI's taxonomy places the organism in Eukaryota, Viridiplantae, Streptophyta, Magnoliopsida, Cornales, Cornaceae. The coding region runs from base 128 to 1138 and encodes 336 amino acids. Gene Ontology annotation, cellular component: nucleus.
GGCGCCGUUUAAUUUUGUUGCUUUCUCGUCGGAUCACAAACAGAACCAUCCAGCUUCGAGACCCCGUCCCCAAAAAAGGAAAACAAACAAAGCGCGGUCACACAUCCGGCGACUCUUCUCUGCAAAAAUGCAAACCAUGGAGUCUACCAAAAAUGACGAAAACACCCCUGACAACCCCACCAAUGACGGUGAAGUCGAUCCUCCUCCACCUUCCUCUCAACCUCUGCUGUCGAAGACCGCGCACAAGAAAUUGUUGAAGCAGCAGAAGUUCGAAGCAAAGAAAGCAGAGAAGAAGGCCGCCAUGAAAGAUCAGAAGAAGAGAGAGGGAGAGAGGAAGAGAAAGGAAUGGGAGGAAAAGCUGUUGAGCCUUUCCGAGGAAGAGAGGUCGAAGCUGAUCGAGUCGAGAAAGGGGCUCAGGAAGGAGAGAAUGGAGAAAAGGUCGGAGGAGAGAGGGAAGAAGAUGGAAAGGCUCAGCAGAGCCAAACAAGAGGGCCAGAACAUCGUCGUCGACCUCGAGUUCUCCGAUCUCAUGACGCCUUCCGAGAUCAACAGCCUUGUUCAACAGAUUAUGUAUUGUUAUGCAGUAAAUGGAAAAAGUGCUUCCCCUGGCCAUCUUUGGUUGACCGGGUGCCAGGGAGAGAUGGAAAGCCAACUGCAAAGACUCCCAGGAUUUGAGAAGUGGGUAAUUGAGAAGGAGACUCAACCAUAUAUUGAAGCAUUUCAAGAUCAGAAGGAAAAUCUGGUCUAUCUCACAGCAGACUCAGAAACUACCCUGGAUGAACUUGAUCUAAAGAAAAUAUACAUCAUUGGUGGGUUAGUGGAUCGUAACCGCUGGAAAGGGUUAACCAUGAAGAAAGCAAAAGAGCAGGGGAUUCAAACGGCUAAACUUCCUAUAGGAAACUACCUUAAGUUGUCUAGCUCCCAGGUCCUUACUGUGAAUCAAGUGAUAGAGAUACUCCUCAAGUUCUUGGAAACAAGAGACUGGAAGGCUUCAUUCUUUCAGGUAAUUCCUCAAAGGAAAAGAUUCGAAGCUGAUACUAAAGAAAAUCAAGGGAAUAUCGAAGGGGAAGAAAAUGAAGAGGAAGAUGAUCAACUUGAGAGGAAAAGGAAGUGUGUUGAAUUCCCUUCCCAUGGCUAGAGGAUUCCAUGGACUCAAAAAGGUUUAGCUUUAGUUUGGACAUGAAACAAAAUUUUCCUCUCGUUCUUUGUUUUCAUAGUCUCAAAUCAAUUUCGUGAUAAUGAUACACUACAGUUAUAGAAUGUUUUCUUGUCAUUUUAUUUUGCCAAAUUAUUAGAGAAUGAUUGGCGAAUCA